Molecule: messenger RNA, 534 nt
Organism: Nicotiana tabacum (common tobacco)
Lineage: Eukaryota; Viridiplantae; Streptophyta; Magnoliopsida; Solanales; Solanaceae
Source: RefSeq, a predicted model, not a curated record
UUUAAAAAAUGAAAAGAAAGAAAAAAGAAGAAAAUGUCUGAGUACCUAAUUUAAUGCAGAAAGUUCUAGGUUGAACCGAUGUCGUAGUGAAGCCAGAGACUUUAAAGUUUAAAUCCUCGAUAAACUUCUCCAACUCAAUUUGAGAGUUUCUACUCAUUUUAAGAGACCCCCAAAUCCAAUGGCGCUGUUAGCCACCAGGCGCAUAUUAGCUUCCAGCAUUUACCGUGCACUCUCUUCACCCCCUUCAUCAUCAUUAUCUCGAUUUCGUUUUACUCUUCCCCUUUUCUUCAAUCCCCAGUACUUCCCAUCAUCAGAGCAAUUCGUUCCCACUCGUCCCAAGUCAUCCGGGUCGGGUUACUCGCCCCUCAAUGAUCCUUCACCGAACUGGAGCAACCGGCCGCCGAAGGAGACGAUACUUUUGGAUGGAUGUGACUAUGAGCAUUGGCUGAUUGUGUUAGAGUUUCCUGACCCUAAACCCUCGGAGGAAGAAAUGAUUAAUGCAUAUGUCAAGACCCUUGCUGCCGUUGUCGGAAG